This is a messenger RNA of Cydia strobilella, 7320 nucleotides long. It is a transcript of the gene pps, whose product is annotated as death-inducer obliterator 1. Gene Ontology annotation, molecular function: protein binding. Bases 244 to 5811 code for a protein of 1855 amino acids. NCBI's taxonomy places the organism in Eukaryota, Metazoa, Arthropoda, Insecta, Lepidoptera, Tortricidae. The record is from RefSeq and is a predicted model, not a curated record. Gene Ontology annotation, biological process: DNA-templated transcription. The transcript has 17 exons.
UGGGCUUCUAAAAUUUCUAAUUUUUUUAAAUUUACAGCUGAAAUGCAAUUUCAUGCAUAGUGAGGACAAUUAAACGUGCAAAAGCUUUGUGACUCGCGACCCUUGGUGUGGAUUGAUUUCAAAAUGGCGUCAAGCGCGUUGCUUGCUCGAAUGCGUCAUUUAUAGAAGCUGUGCAUGUGUAUUUCUACAAUGGUUUAAAAAUAGAGGACUUGCAUAAGGCAGUUGCAUUGAUUACAAUGAAAAAUGUCGAAUACAGUGAUAACGAACUACACGGACCUUAAUGGGCCUUCCACGAAGGCUGAUAGCUCUGUUGUUGUUAUUGUAAACAAGGAUGGAUCUCUUUCUGUGGAUCAAAACUUACUUGGAACUUUAAUGGGAACGGAUGGAUCCCAGGCUGCUGGAAUAAGUGUAGUUCGAGUAGGACAUGAAGGCAAGCCUGAUGAUGCCACGGACUCUGAGGGAGAGGAUGACAAAAUCCCACACGUAACACUUUCAGUUGACAGUUAUUAUGACGAUCCUAAUAGCAUCAUAAAGUAUGAUAGUGGAGCUGAAAUGUUGCAAUCAUUAAGAAUUGAAACAAGAGAGAAUAGUCUGAUCGGGUUUCACAAUGAUCAUUGUUACACACAUCUAACAUCUCCGAGUCAGUCUCUUCCACAGAGAACUGACAGCUUUGCUGGCUAUGAUGAUCCCGUUAUUGAGAUCACACACACUCCACCUCCAAAACCAGUCCCGAGUGCAAAGAAAAUCACAAUAUUGGAACAACAAAUCAUACCCAAAGGCCGAAAAAUUGCUAUAAAUCCUCAGGAGGGUAUUAUCUUGAAAGGAAAUGAUGUAUUAACAAAACCAUUGCCAGUCUUGACUAAAUCAAAAUAUGCCCCUGAACCAGAAAAAAGUACAUCUAGUCAACCUAAAAGUGAGGAAGAAAAUGAGUCAUCAUCUGCAAGCUCUUCUGCUGGUGCAAUUUCUGACAGAGACUCUGAUUCAGACUAUAAAGACACAAAAGACAGGUCAGGACCUCCCAAGUUGCGUAAAACAAAAUUAAAACCUCGAAUUCUAAAGAGUGCCCAAGCCGCUAAAGUCAAAGUUAACCCUAAAGUGGCCGCCAGAUUGAAGUCUAACAAAAGUCUUGUUAGACGAGAAAUUAAAGAAAAAAUCAUCAUUAAAAAUUUACCAGAAAAGAAGCAAGUUUCUUCAGAUAAUGUAUUACAGAAGGUGAUUCCUGUUACUGUACCAAAACUCAACCUCAGUGGCCAUGAACUCAGCAGAGUUGUAGUAAAACCAUCUUUGAAACCAAUCAAAAAGGAAAAGAAAACACCUGCACACGUUUCUGCCUUACUAACUGACAUGACGUCACUGUUCUCCACACCUGAUGUGAUUAGGAGGGUUUCAACUGAAAAUAAACCACCUACUAUAGGUGAGAAGGAACAAGUUGUCGGCAUCAAAAAACUGGACCCUGCUAAACUACAGGAAGGAGAAGAAAAGCCAUCAGAUGUGGUCAAGCCUCUUGGAGUCACAGAUAAAACCAAAAGUGUUGUUCCACAGAAAACAUACUCCAAACAGAAGGCAAACAAUCCUUCUGAUAAAGUAUCUAAAGGCUACGAUCUCAUUCCUCAAAUUGAUGAUGCCAGUCUAGCGCAGAUAUUCCAAGACACUCCCGUUACAACUUUAAACAAAACUCAGCCUACUAUUUCAACAAUUCAUACUAUGAACAGUCCAAGUUUAGCUGGCCCACUAUCUCCCACUCUAGACCUACUGGGGGCCCUGCCGUCCGAGGAGGAAGGUUUGAGCGAGGACUUCCUGAUGCAUGUGGCCCAGCUGGUGGAGAGUUCGGAGAACCUCCAGGAGGUCCUGGACAAACAGGUUCUCGGCAAAGUGGACACGGUCCCGGCCACCACCGUAGCGACGGCGCCGGCCGUCCAACCUUCCACGCCCCAGAUGCCCGCAUCGAGGAGUCUUCUAUACCAGCAAACACCACCAAAAGCGGUGAAAACCCUGCCGCCGCAAAAGAACCCAAUUGAGAUAGUGAGACGCGACGGUCGCGUUAUCACAUUGCCGCCGAUAGAGGCGCCCGCCACAAGGUCAUCGAAACGGAAGAGUCAAAUGACGAGCCAGGAGAGCACCGGCGCCCCCGCUGCAGAGCCGGCGCCCCCGCCCCCGCCGCUCGCCACGCCCCUCGCCGCUCCCGUGGCCGCCCCCCUGGCCGCCCCCCUGGCCGCCCCCGAGCCGCCGCGCCACCACACCUCCAAGGCCUACGUCAACAAGAAGCUGCCAUCUAACAAACCUGAACCGGCAGUGCCUGCUCCGCCCGUUGUUCCUGACAAAAUGUUUACAGAAUCUCAGGAGAGCUGGAACUCGGAAGAUGAUCCUUAUAGAUUGUGGUGUAUAUGUAAACAGCCCCACAACAAUCGCUUCAUGAUAUGUUGCGACAGCUGCGAGGACUGGUUUCACGGCAAAUGUGUUAACAUUACCAAAGCGAUGGGCCAGCAGAUGGAGGAGGACGGCAUCGAAUGGCGAUGUCCCAACUGCGUGAAAAAGACUAAACCUACUCCUAAAACUAUCACAAAUAAAAUGACAAUUCAAAAGAAGCAAGAAGUUGAUAUUGAUCAAUCACCACCUCUUCUGGUGUCGCCACCUGCGAGCAAAGCCGUAUCGUCAAAGACGAGUUGCAUUGUUUGCAAGAAGCCUGCUCGUGCCAGCAGCAUUUACUGCAGCGACGCGUGUAUUCUGAAGCACGCCCAAGACUCGUUGGGAAAUCCAACACCAGGGAAACCAGAUGGAGAAAGAGAUCAUGAUAAGACAAAAUCAGAUUCCAGAGUAAUUGUGUAUGAAAGAAAGUCCGGCAGAGUACUUGCUGGACCGAAUGCUCCCACACCUGAGAACUUGAAAGUUUGGCUACAAAAGAAUCCUACUUUUGAAGUCGUGCGGCCUGGAACUCUCAGUGCUAUUAAACCGAAUGUAAUGAAGAAGAAAGCAGCACCACCAGCAACAAAGGAACCAGGCAAAAUACAAACAACACUUAAUUUUGAACGAAUUCCUAAAAAACCAGGGCUGCAAACUCCUAAAGAACUCAAAGAGAUUUCUCCUAAACUAAUGUACUCAAGAGAUGAGCCGAAAACUCUGACGUCACCGAAAACUCCUGUGACGCCGAAAUCACAGCAGCCGCAAUUCCCUGACACUCCAAGACCCAGUACUUCUGGCCUAAGGACUAUGGCAGAACCCAGAAAACUCGUUCGCACCGCUAAUCGGUCAGCCAGCGAAAAAGCAACUAAGACACCAUCGGUCUCGCCGGCCGCAGCGCGCAAAAAGGACACGCCGCCCGACACUAGAAACAAAAUGAAGUCCGCGGAGCCCAUCCGGGACAACGUGAGGAAAGCCUUGCAAGAGCAGAUGACUGUCCGCAUGGCGGAGAACACCGGGCCCAAGUUCAGUGAAGACGAGAUAAAACAGUUCGCGUACGACACAGAGAUCGAACUGCACGAGUUGUUCCGGGACGUCGGCAUGAAGUAUAAGGCGAAGUACAGGUCGCUAAUGUUCAACAUCAAAGACCGGAAAAAUCUUUCGCUUUGGCAGAAAAUCUGUGAUAAAACUAUAACACCUAAACAAUUGGUACGAUUGUCGCCAGAGGAAUUAGCUAGUCAGGAGUUAGCACAAUGGAGAGACAAGGAAGCUAAAUAUCAGUUGGAGUUAAUAAAGAAAUCUGAACUGGAUCUAUUAGCUGCCAGUAAAACAUAUGUUCUUAAGACACAUAAGGGUGAAGAGGUAAUGGAGACAAAAGAAUCUGUUUCCACCGAGUUGGACCGGAACGUGCCAGUAGAAGAUUUGGUCUCUGCUCUGAAUGACUCCACAGCUACUGAGGAACCUUCAAAAGACAACUCCUCUGAAACCACCGAAAGUCCGGUGAAACCCAAUUCUAAUAAAAAGCAUAGUAGUAAGAAAAGCGCAAAAGAUUCUUCCCAUUCCAAAAAAAGUAGUCGAGAAUCAAAACGAGACUCCGGAAGCAGAAAAUCACGAUCGUCAAGAAGAAAGUCGGACGGGAAAGAUAAAGAUGAAAGACAUACUCGAAGAUCGGAAAAGAGGACGAGAGCUGCAUCUAAAGAUAGGUCGACGAGAGACUCUCCGAAAGAGAAAGACACCGAGCGCAGUAGGCGAAGAUCGCGGUCGAGAACUAAACCGAAAAAGCGGUCGAAGUCUCGUGAACAUUCCAGGUCGGUCUCCCCUCGGCGGGAACUGUCGCGCUCGCGCCGCCGCUCGCGCCGCUCCAGGUCCAGGGAGCCCGCGCGGCGCCGGCACGGCUCGCGGCCCGAGCGCACCGCCAGCACCGACGACAAGGCCAAACAUCGCUCUAGAUCUCAAGAAGUGGUUUACACUAACACCAAAAAUGAAUCUACAGAUUCCGAUUCAUUGGAGAGGCCAAAGUCUGCGAUGCUGAAGGAAGCGCACCCCGAAUAUGACCCGCACGAACCCAUGAUCACUUCCGCGUUUUCCGAAGAGGACCUCAGGAAAUCGCGGGACGAUGUGUAUGAAGAUAGCUAUAACAAGAAUGAGAUCGGAGAAUACGGCAACACGGAUUACGAUCCGACGAAAACUUUCACGGUGGAUGCUAGUUUAUUGCCCGGUACCACUUUCGCCUCACCAAAGCCUAGUUCUGAAAAACUGGAGAAAGUUGCAGAGGCGGAGAGCGACCAGGAGCCCAGCAGCACUGUGGAGCACUCGUCGGCGCCGGUGUGGAACGGCUGCAUCAACAUGGUGGACGUGGCGCGUUUCUACGUCGCCGCACACGAGGUAUCCGGAACAGCGGCGGAUAUAGAGGAUGAUCUCAGCACGGAAUUGGAUAUCGUGGGCAGGAUAAACCCCGACACGGUGUGGGACUACAUCAGCAAGAUGAAGAGAGCUAGCAAUAAAGACAUAAUCAUAUUAAAGCUGCAGGCUGCGAACGACGAAGAAAAAAUGCAGUAUAUAGCUCUUUACAGCUAUCUCAGUAGUAGGAAUAGGCUGGGCGUGGUGCGCGUGCUGAACACGACGCUGGUGAAGGACUUCUACAUCGUGCCGCUGCCGGCGCACACGGCGCUGCCGGCCGUGCUGCUGCCGCUGGAGGGGCCGGGGCUGGGCGAGGCGCGCACGCACCUGCUGGUCGCCAUCGUCAUCCGCCAGCGCAAGAAGCGCCCGGCCGCACACCCGCCAUCGGCACCGCUGCCCGCCAAGCAAGUGCGGCGCUCGUCGCGCAAGCGGUCGUACACGCCGCCGGUGCUGGCGGCGGCGGCGGCGGGGGUGGGGGUGGGGGGCGCGUCGUACACGCCGCCGGUGCUGGGGCCGGGGGCGGGGGGCGCGUCGUACACGCCGCCCGCGUCGCCGCGCCGCCGCGCGCUGCCGCCGCCCGCCGCCUACACCUCGCCCAAGCUCUCCACCUCCGUCAAGGACAAGAUAGCCGCCACACUAGCGUCAGCAGACGACGACGAGGCGUACAGCCCCGGCUCGUCCACCAGCAGCGGCAGCGCGCCCUCGUCGCUGCGCUGUAAGAUGGACGAGCUCAACCGCCAGAUCGAGGAGCAGAAGCAGCAGAUACGGAAGAUGACGCAGGCUGACUCCUCCGCCGCCGGCGAGGACGAGGCUUACUCGCCGUCGCGGCCGAUGACGCCGCCGGACGCGGAUGCGGGUGCGGGUGCAGGUGCGGGCGCGGGUGCGGGGGUGGUGCCGCUGGCCGACAUCGCGCUGCCGUCCAACCUGCAGGAGAUCCUCGCCACCAUCAAGCAGCGCUCCGAGCCCGCCGCCGCCGCCGACGUCGACAUGCGGCUGCCCCAGCAACUGCCUUAGCCACCGGACCUGAUUAAACUUACCGGAACCCUGAUUAUUUAGAUGUAUAUGUAUGUACGUCACGUCAAAAAGCUCCACCUGGCGUGUCAGAGACCGGUCGGGUUCGAACGCUAAGUUUUUAAUGUGACUACUCAAAUUGGUCUAUCGAGUCUGACCAUACCGCGUGAAAUGGAGACGAGUCAAGAACUUACAUGCGAUUUUCGUUACGUUGCGGUAUUUGGUCGUUCGACUGAAUUCAUUAUACUCUGUUGUUAUAUAGCAAUGUAUUGAAUAUUGCAUGCAAGUUCUUGGAACAGUCUAAAUUAAGUUUGCGAGCCUUUAUGUACGAUGUGAUUUCUUACAUUAAUUAAUCGAGUAGUACGUGGCACCCGUUAUAAUUGAAAGUGCGAUUUUUAGUGAAAGGACAUUGCGAUCUUGAGGCAAUCUAGACCUAGACUAAAAUCUGAUAAUAUAGUGUUUUUAAGAACACAUGGAGAAUCAUUUGGAAAUGGUAUGUGUAUUUUUUAUGAAAGUGUUUGCGUAUAUUUUAUUUAGGUCAAUGUUGAGCGGUGAAUCAAGUGUUAUUUUACUUAUUUCGAGAUUGAAAUUGUUAAUUCACGGUGAAGAAAUUUACUCUGUUUUUAAUGAACUUUAAGAGAUAAAGCUAUGAUCUAUAGUUAACUAUAUAAACGGGCGUUUUCUAAAAUAAAUAUUGAAAACCUGAUUUUCUCAGAUCCUGGUGUUUCUGGGUUCUUUCAACUCAAAAUUACUAGCAUAUUCAAUCCUAAUAAUAAAAAAAUUACCCAAAAAUUUGUAUGAAAAUUGUACAUGCACACUGUUGUCACGCACAUACAAAUAAAAAAAUCACAUUAAAACGUGACGUAAUAGAAUGGACGUGAUUUAAUGGCAGGGUGAAGAAUGCUGUCGAUUCUGAGUAGAAUGAGCCCAAGAAUGUCCAGAUUUGAAAGAAUCAGGUUUUCAAUAUUUAUUUUUGAAAACGCCCAAAUAUGUUGAAACAUUGUCUUCUGCCAUCGGUGUAGUUAUACAGCUGAUUGUUUUACAGUAGGAUGUAGUACAAGAUUAUUUAUAAAUAAAUAGCGGUGUAUAAUUGCAGAGCGUAAUUUACUUAUUCUGUACUUGUAGAGAGUAUAAAUGAUUAUGGUUUUAUCCGCCUGCGUCGCGACGAGAGUCCAUCUACUGUGUAGUGGUUAUGUUGAGAAUAUGUUAUGUGUAUAUUUCUACUUUUGUAGACUAAUUUAGACUUACUUUUUUAUUACUUCAAUGUACUAGUUAUUACUUUAAAUGUAAUACACGAAAAUGCAUGCAUGCUUAGCAUGCAAUCUUUUUGAAAAUCUAUGUGUGCAAUAGAUUGUAUAAGAAUGGUCAAUGUUUGUAUUGAUUCGAUAAUAUUAAGUGUCUAUCACAAUCUAUACUUCAGUGAUCAACAUCAGACUGUAAAUAGUUUAAACCUAACUAUAGUUAUGAAAUCUUUUAAUGAUGUGUACAAAAUUAAACAUAUAUGGCACAUUA